AUGUCUUCAGCCGAACGAUCAUCUUUGAACAACGAGAAAUUGCGGAAAUCGAUUAUUGAUCGUAAAUUGCGCAAAUUCGCGAGUGAGACAAGUUUUGCUGCCACCGAAACCGCAUCCGAAAGCUCAUUGGAAAGAGAUGAGAAAAAGGAAAAGAAUCCGAUUCGGACAAGGGUUUUCACUGUGAAGCCAGUGCCCAAAUUGAAUGGUGUCGGGAAAAGACAAAGACACGAUUCCGAAGCAAGCAACUCGAAUGGCAGCGAAGCAACGGUGGCUAGUGGUGCAGGGACACCGAUGGCAAGGAAAGCACACUUUCGAAGACCGAAAAGUGCAAGUGAAAUGAAUACCUCAUUCACAUCGGCAACUAUUCAUUCAUUGGAAAGUCAAGGACUAUUGCCGGUACAGCAUGGAGACGAAAGACGACCGAGUAACGUUUAUGUUUUGGAUGAUGAUUCGAUUCACGAAUUCGAUGACGAUCAAAAUGACGAAUACGACAAUGUGACGCUGAUGUACGCAAAACACGAGAAAAUCCCGAUGAAAGAUUUGUGGUUCGAGAUUCGAGCAACCAUGGAUAUUGAUCAUUUGCUGAACAAAGCUGUACUUCUUUUUGGAUCUUCAAGAAACGAGUCUCGAGGAGAUUUUCGCAAAAAUCAUUCACGAGAUGGACAUUCAAGAGCUGGAGUUCACGUCGGAACAAGUACGAAGUGUACUCUACACAAGAUGCCGGAAAUCAAUUUCACAUUUUGUCGAGAACUGUGCAAAGCAUUUGUACAACUGGCACAACGGUGGGCGGAUCUUUUGAUUAUGAUCAAACAUGGAUUUGUGCCUUAUGCAUGU
Messenger RNA from Mesorhabditis belari, 834 nucleotides. Lineage: Eukaryota; Metazoa; Nematoda; Chromadorea; Rhabditida; Rhabditidae. The record is from the annotation of a GenBank genome assembly.